AUGGAGCUGCUGUCCGGGCACCGCUUCCCUUCCCUGCUGCUUCUACUGCUGCCUCUGCUGGCAGCUGGGCUCCGGGCGCCGGCCGAUGCUCACUCCCUUUGCUACAACAUAACUGUCAAUCCCAAGGCCAGACCCAGACAGCAACGGUGUGAUGUUCAGGUUCACGUGGAUGACAGGAGGAUUCUGCACUGUGACUGCAGCUUCACUCAGAUCAGCUUUUUGACCCCCUUGGGAGGGAAGUGGAUGCCAUUGACAACUGGGCAGAGCAGACAGAAAUGCUGUGAGACGUGGUGGACACCCUCAACCAGCAAGUGGAUCCCAGAUCCCCCGAGCUUGCAGGGCAGGAUGUGCUGCUGGCAUGGAGCCAGCGGCGGCAGGCACGGGUCUUGGCAGUUCAGCUUCGGUGGACAGAUCGGCCUCCUCUUUGACCCAAACGCCAGAAAGUGGACAGAGGUUCAUCCUGGGGCCAGCUGGAAUAAGACGACCUGGGAGAAUGACAGGCAGCUGACUGACAAAUUAAGCAGGGUGUCCAUAGGAGACUGCCCAAGGUGGCUGGGGAAAUUCUUGUUGCCCUGGAAGGUGAUGUCGGAGACUACAGGUAACUAGGGAUGGGGUGGCGGGAAGGGGUGCUCUCUGGAGAUGAGAUGACGCCACCGUAGUGUGUGCAUGCAAGGUGUGGGUGCUGUGUGCAUGUGAGUGUGCUGUACCGGGGUGUGUGUGCAUGCCAGGAUAUGGGUGUGUGUGCAUGUAAGGGUGUGGAUGCUGGUGCGUGUGGUGUGGGAAUGUGGGUGUGUAUGAAUGAGAGUGUGGGUGUGACGAUUUAUGUGUGCUGUGUGAGCCUGUGAGUGUCCUGUGCUGUGUGUGUGCCAGGGUAGGGUGCUGUGUGCAGGUGUGUGUGAGCCUGAGUGUCUGAAAACAUGAUCCAGUGUGAUGUGCCCCUCCCUAUGACAACAGCAGCAUCCACCGCUGUGCCUUCCCUCACACCUCUCCUCCUCCUCCUGCUCAUCUCUUCCUCACGGUGUGUAUUUCAGUCCCCUUACAUGCCCUCCUGCUGGCAUCCACCCGUGCCUGUCGCUGUUUCUAGACCUUCUCCCAUCGCCAUCCCCUCUUCCUAGAAUACCAGUUCUCCCAUUUCUCUGCUCUCUCUCUUUGGUCCUUCAGAACCAUCUCCAGGUCCAGCUCCUGCCCCCCUUCCUGGCCACCACCCAGGAGGGAUGGUCUGCAUGGUCACCCUGGCUUCCUCUCUGGCAGAUCUUUCCCAUCCUCCCUCCGUGCUACUCCAGGACCUGUCACAGCAGCUGCUCAGUAUAGGUGCCAGCUGUGUGCACGGCUGCCUUUAACAGGAGCAGGAGCUGGAAGGCCUCUCCUGGGGUUUGGAGUCUGGAUGGGGGCCUCCAGUCUUCUGCUUCCAUUUCAGCGCGGCCACCCACAACCUUAGGAGUAGUUGCAUCCAAGGCCACGGCCACCAUGCCCAUGCCCUGGGCCUUUCUCCUGCUCCUCACCAGCUCAGUCCUCCUUCUCGUGCAAGGGGAGCCAUUCUGAGUGACAGGUAUGGAGGGCAGCAUUGGGAGGGAAGCAGAGGGCAGAUGGGAUUGGCUGGGAUGAUGGCAGAGGGAAUUCCCCAAGUCCAGUCCUGUCCCCUGGACUGCACUGUCUCAUUCUGGAAAUGAGACGAGGAAAUCAGUCCUCAUGUCCCUCAGUAGCAUUAACUGGGACCAGCUCAGCCCUGAGUUCUAAUGAAUUCUCACUGUCAGGAGCCAGCCUGGUGGAGGGAGGGAGGGGGGCCCUUUCCUACACCAGGUUCAGCAGCUGGUUCAUGGCCUGUGGGUUGAAGAAGGCUUAGCCAGCUCAGGAUUGUGUAGCGCAGAUUCAGGGCCCAGUCACGGGAUAUUGGGGCACAGGAACACAGGCACAGGGUUUGUGGGCAGCAAGCAGCAUGGACGCUCCACUCGAGGAGUCGUUGUCAGAGAUUCCAUCCUCAAAGCAAAGAGGAUGCUGACCCCUUCCCAGGAUGAGGGGUGGGAAGGAUUUUGUAACCCAGCUCCUAAGGCAGAGGGCAGGGCGUUCCUGGUACCAGAGAACCUGUAAAAGGUCUUGGUCCCCCUGCAGGAAGAGAACUCUGGGAUGCUCCAAGGUUAAA
This is a messenger RNA of Oryctolagus cuniculus (rabbit), 2140 nucleotides long. Lineage: Eukaryota; Metazoa; Chordata; Mammalia; Lagomorpha; Leporidae. The record is from RefSeq and is a predicted model, not a curated record.